Messenger RNA from Penicillium canescens, 1986 nucleotides. RefSeq lists its product as uncharacterized. The coding region runs from base 1 to 1986 and encodes 661 amino acids. Gene Ontology annotation, molecular function: DNA binding; DNA-binding transcription factor activity, RNA polymerase II-specific; zinc ion binding. The transcript is spliced from 6 exons. The record is from RefSeq and is a predicted model, not a curated record. Lineage: Eukaryota; Fungi; Ascomycota; Eurotiomycetes; Eurotiales; Aspergillaceae. Gene Ontology annotation, biological process: DNA-templated transcription; regulation of DNA-templated transcription.
AUGUCGCAAAAACCGCGAAAGCUUCAACGCGUUUCGAAAGCCUGCGACUUCUGCAAUAGGCGCAGCAUCAAGUGCGGCAGAAGUGAAGAUCCGCUAGGCAGGUGUCAAAAUUGCGCCGAUUUUGAUGUCCCGUGCACCUUCGAUCGCCCCGCAAAGCGCCGGGGCGUCAAGGCUGGCACGAGGGCUCCCAUGCGCGAGACGCCUUUGGUGCAUACCCCUGGCUCCGAUCAUGCCCUCCCUGUAGCCACUGCUGCACCGGCUACGGGGAGGACGUCGGGCUCUUCGGGCUCGAGAAACUCGUAUUACCCCGAGUCUGCCCAUCGCCCGUCGUUGACUGGUGAUCCUUGGUCGACGUUCAACGUCGGCGGGGUGGCAACGGAAGGGUACGAUGAUGACGGCGCAUUGCGCAACUCCUGGAAUGCUUUUGCUAUUGCCAGUGAUCGCCAGAUCCGAAACCUUGUCCAGGUCUAUUUUGAGAUCGUUUAUCCCAUUUUCCCACUCUUCCACAAGCAAUCUUUCAUUGAAAGAGUGCAUAAUCAAGAGCAUCUGCGAGACCCAGGGCUAUUCGCUUCAACUAUGGCUGUCUGUGCUCUAGUGUCUGGUCGCGCACGAGAUGGGGCGCUGUUUACUAAUAGAUGGAACCGGGAUGAGCUUGCUGAGCCGCCAUCAGAAGCUUUUUAUGCAGCGGCCAAGGACUCCAUUCCUCGCGACCUUGCCUCAGCAAAGGGCAUGAAUUUUAUGCGCGCAUGUGCCAUUCUCGCUAUUGCCAGUAUUCAAAAUGGCCAGAUCAAGAACAUGCAAAAGUUCUCCGGCAUGUAUCAUACUCUAACUAGUAUGGAGGGACUCCAUGAUGAGAAGCUGUGGCCGAAGCAUUUGACUCCCAUUGAAACCGAAGAGCGACGGAGACUGUUCUGGUCUAUCUACACUCUGGAUAUCUAUUCCAGCAUCGUGUGGGGCGGCGUAAUUCGAUAUCGCGAAGCUCAUUCUCUAGUUCGAUAUCCGAGUGAGGUCGACGACGAGUUCAUCACAAUACACGGCUACGGCUUGCCGCCCGUGUCUCCAGCCUCCAGCAUGCUUAGUCCGGGAGAAGUGACAGUAGUCUCACGGCAGCCACUAGCAUGGCUUCGGGGCUGGAAUUUCACUACGGAUCUCUAUCGGAUUCUUGAACAUGUAGUAGAUGGCAAUCGGCGACGCUUCUCUUCCGCAAAUGGGACUGCACAGGUGUGGCCAUUGUUUAGCCCGGCAUCUAUGUCAGAAGAGGCAGUCAUGGAGCGGGUCUAUUCCAUGUACGCCGCACUGCCAUCACAAUUUAAGGAAACUCCUCCUACUACUGGUGAUAUGGCAAAGGAUCUAUUCGGGUUCCAGUCUGCCAAUAUCACGGCAACAUUACAGCUUCUCCGGAUGGUGCUCCUUUCCGCGGAAGAGCUUGGUGUUGAUCGCAAAUGCAACGUCGCUGGAGAGCUGCUUAGUGUCUUCAGCAAGGUCCCUGUGGAGUACCUCAAAGCGAUCAGCUCGCCUCUGCUUCACCAUCUCGGAGGAAUAGGUUAUAUCCUCGGCUCCGUCAUGGAAGGGAGUCUAUCAGAAGCAUCCUACCGACGAGUCCGCACAUUGCUUCUCGAAAUGGCCGACCUCCUCGGCCGCCUCGAAACAGGCCUCCAACGCGCAGCCGGCGCCAGCGAACGCCUCCGCUCACAGGUCGACCGAAUCGACGGCUACAUGACAUCGCGGCCAAUCAAUCUCCAAACAUCCCAGCACACCCCGAACCCUAAUGAAGUCCCCGUCGACGCGAAACCCAACAUCACGAUGACAUCCGUACCAUACGUUCCCCCAAGUGGUCCGCCAGGUCCGCCACCCGGCCCGGCACCCAAUGCUAUGGGCGAUCAGAUGAUGCAAUUCCAGAUUCCACCGGAGUUGUUGUCGGAUUUUCCGUGGCCGCUGGAUGGUGGGGGCCACGCGGAGGGUUUUCUGCCUAUGGCGUUUGAAUGA